Messenger RNA from Fundulus heteroclitus (mummichog), 8054 nucleotides. RefSeq names its product adenylate cyclase 9 (gene adcy9a). The transcript has 12 exons. Gene Ontology annotation, biological process: intracellular signal transduction; adenylate cyclase-activating G protein-coupled receptor signaling pathway; cyclic nucleotide biosynthetic process. Gene Ontology annotation, molecular function: adenylate cyclase activity. NCBI's taxonomy places the organism in Eukaryota, Metazoa, Chordata, Actinopteri, Cyprinodontiformes, Fundulidae. The record is from RefSeq and is a predicted model, not a curated record. Bases 2103 to 6443 code for a protein of 1446 amino acids.
CUUGACGCAUACUGCCUUGCCUGGUCUCGCCAACCAGCACCGCCACCAACAGCUGGGGAAGGAUUUCCGACCCACUCACAGCGAAGAUGGUGGCAGCUCCCAGAGUGGGGAGGCUCCUGUCGCCCGGAUAAGACGGAGAACCAGCUGUUCGUCUUCUGAUCCAGAACCCAACUCCGUCCGAGAGCUAAGACGAGGGAGAGAGGUGGUGGGGGGGGAAAAGGGUGGCAACCAGCCACGGAACGGACGGAAGAGGACGCACCAGCAGCCGGAGCGCGCAGCCUUGUGUUUGUUGGACACAUGCAUGCCAGCGAAAACUAGUGCUACCCAGACCUGAGGAAUUGGUUGCGAUCAGGAGAUAAGGAGUGUGUUUGUGCGUGUGUGUGUGCGUUUUUUUUUCUCCUUCCCUUUGGAUAAUCCAACCGAGGAUCACCAGGAUCCAGUGCUGCCUUGCGGAUUUUCUCUUUUCUUUGCUCCAAGGGAAUGCGAGAGGAGGAAAUCCAGCCUCAUCUCCAAAUAAGCAGAGAGACUCCUAACUGGGUCUCCGCUCCAAACGCAGGAAAUACGGCCUGGAAGGGGGAGAGUGAAAAAAAAAAAAAGAAAGUUCGGGAGGCGUUGAGAUGGGGGGGCCUUUACCAAAAUAGUUUAGCCUAAGCAAUCCUCAUGCUGCUGGGAAUAAGUUCAAGGAAAGCAUUCCCAUUUUACAUGCUGCGGGUGGUGUUAUUUGCAAGAGUUUUGAUCAUCACUAUUUAUAGCCCAGCCUGUUCCGACCCAGGCUGUUCCCCGUAGCUGCAUAUAUGUUUUCCCAACUGCGCGCAACAAGUUGCAGACACUCCCAGCAGAGGGAAAAGACAGAGUAAAAAAAAAAAAAAACUGGGGCAGUGCAUGGACAGUCUUUUUUAUAUAUAUAUAGUGCGGAUCAUGCGUGUUUGAGAGGGGAAGUGGGGGCCAGACCCUGAGCCCCUCUCUUUGGGAAAGCAAAGGGAGAAAGAGAGAGAGGGAGAGAGAAAGUGAGAGAGAGAGAGAGAGAGAGAGAGAGAGAGAGAGGGAGGGGAGGGAAUAAACAGUGGAGAUCCGGAGCGGGGAGUUCAGGAAAGGACGGGGCUGCAUCCGUGGGAAUAGGCCUGGCUGUCAGGGGGCCUUUGCUGUGUUUCGCGUCUCCAAAUAAUAAUAGUAAGAAGAAGAAGAAAAAAAACUCGCAUUUUGUUGCAAAUGUGGGGCCUGCUGCAAUAAAGAUGGCAGGAUGAUCUUUGGGAAUGGCAAAUGGAAAACCUUCGCGCACUGAGCCGUGCAUUAGAGUGGAUGCAGUGGGAGGUAAUUACAGCUCGCACACUUUUUAAUUAACUGCUUUAAGACUUUUCAUCUCUUUAAGGCUGCCGUUAUUUUUUGAUAAGCUAUUAUUUUUGCCUUAAGACAUGCCUAUAUAUAUAUAGAUAGAUAUAGCUAUAUAUGUUUUUUUUAUUCUAGCGCCGGUUGCUGCUGAUAAACAUUAUAUUUUAUAAGGGAAUGGGAGUUAAAAUGAAGCCACCGUGCAGGAUGUUGCAAUAAGAAUAUUGCAACUUUUGUAACAAACUGACGACACCUUUUUGUUUUUCUUUUUAAUUCCUCAAUCAAACAAUCCAAUUAAGGAACGACGGGAGAAACUUCAUAAUUGCACACGUUUAGUGUCAUCGGUGGCCGGUCGCGCACGUCGAAGACGAAAGGAAAUCUGUUGCACCACAAUAAUCGGUCCCUUUUUUUUUUUUUUUUUUUUUUUUUUUUCGAGAAGGAUGUUCAGUCCCGACAGACAGAAAACGCGACGAUGACAAUGUUUGCACCGCAGCAGGAGAGAGAAAGCUGGACAGCCGCCGUGGAGAGGGAUGCGUGCAGGGCGAGUGCUGACGCAAAGCCGCGGCUCAGAUAAUGGUGUGCCGUAGAAGCUGCAACGGCGCGUCUUAAUUGUCUGUCCUCCUCCUCGUCCCUGGCUUGUCUGAGCGGCACCAGAAGGAAUUACUGAUUGAUUUAACACCCCAGUGGCACCCCCCACCCUCCCUUCCCUCCCCUCCAUCCCUCCCUCCCCACCAGACUCCCAUCUCCAUCGCCUCUGCUCGUCAGCACGAGUCAACAUGGCCACUCUGCAACAUCACAGGCAGCUUCUCAUGCACAGCACGGAGGUGAGCUGCGACUCGGGCAGGGGCGAUGGCGCCAUCACGGUGCGGAUCGCCAACAACUCCACGCGGAUGCAACAGCACCAUGAGCCACUUCGGGUUGCAAGGAGUGAAGGAGGAGGAGGUGGGGGUGCCAAAGUGAACCCUGCCGUCCACAAGUACAGCAUCUCCUCCAGCUGCAGCUCAGCAGACUCCAGGCCGGUGGUGGCCUCCGCUCCCAAGGUGCAGAAGAAAGCCCCCCCACUGUUUGAACGCUCCGCUGCCCAGUGCUGGGACCCCAAGUUCGACUCGCCUGUGCUGGAGGACGCUUGUCAGGAAAGGUGCUUUCCUCAGAAGCAGAGGCGGUUCCGGUAUGUCCUCUUCUACCUGGCAGUGGCCUCUCUGCUCUGGGGGGUGUACUUCUGGGUGAACGGUGCCCACUGCCACCCCGUGACCUUCCUAGCCCCCACGGCCUCCUUCCUGACCUUGCUGGUGCUGCUGUUUUCAUUCACCUUCACCAAGGCGUACAUGUGGCUGUACAACCAGACCUCCUUGCUGCUAAUAGCCCUCACUUUCGCCAUCACUUUAGCUCCGCAGAUACAAACUGCCACCUACGACUGGGCGGAUCAAGCCAAUGCCUCUCACAGUUCUCUGAACAAAGAGUCGUGCAUCUCCCCCGUUGGCACCUUUUCCCUCUGCAUGGAGGUCCUGUUGUUAGUAUACAGUGUCCUCCAUGUCCGUCUGUAUGCCUCGGUGAUGCUAGGUCUCCUGUAUUCCAUCUUAUUUGAGGCUUUAGGGUGGCUGCCUUUGCUUCAGAGGAGUUAUGACGCUACUGGACAGGUGUCGGGUUUGCAGAACACGCUCCUCUGGCUUGGCCCGGCCAAGGGUCUGCUCCACUUAUGCGCGCACGUCAUCGGCAUCCACCUCUUCAUCAUGUCCGAGGUGCGUUCCCGCAGCACGUUUCUUAAAGUGGGCCAAGCCAUAAUGCACGGCAAAGACCUGGAGGUGGAGAAGGCCUUGAAGGAGCGGAUGAUCCACUCGGUCAUGCCGAGACGAGUUGCGGAUGAGCUGAUGAAGCAGGGCGACGACGAGGGCGGCGGCGAGAAUUCCGGCAAGAGAUAUUCCUCCGGCGCCUGCUCCGCCUCGGCCGUGGUGGUGGGCGGCGGAGGGAGCGGAGGCGCUCUGCAAAGCCAAAGCGUAAUAAGUUCCAAGAACAACCCUCAUAGCCAUCACAGACGCAAAAAGACCUCGAUACCACGAGGACAGAUCAUAUUCAGACCUUUCAACAUGAAACGCAUGGAGCCGGUCAGCAUCCUCUUCGCCGAUAUAGUGGGCUUCACGAAAAUGUCCGCCAACAAGAAGGCGCCGGCCCUGGUGGGUCUCCUUAACGACCUGUUCGGACGUUUUGACAGACUCUGCGAACUGACUUGCUGUGAGAAGAUCAGCACCCUGGGAGACUGCUACUACUGUGUCGCGGGGUGCCCUGAGCCCAGGCCAGAUCACGCUUACUGCUGUGUGGAGAUGGGACUAGGCAUGAUCCAGGCCAUCGAGCAGUUCUGCCAGGAGACGUGCGAGACCGUCAACAUGCGCGUCGGCGUCCACACCGGCACCGUGCUGUGCGGGAUCCUGGGGAUGAAAAGGUUCAAGUUCGACGUGUGGUCAAACGACGUCAAUCUGGCAAACCUGAUGGAGCAGCUGGGCGUGGCGGGGAAGGUUCAUCUGUCCGAAGCCACCGCCCAGUUCCUGGACGACCGCUACCAGCGCGAGGAUGGGCAAGUGGCCGAGAGAGCAGGGCAGAGCGCCAUUGAGAAACUAAAAGGAAUGAAAACCUACCUGAUCUCAGGAAGGAAGCUGGAUCACGACGUGCAGUGUGGCUGCUCUCAGGCGGGGCUGCCGGGUGGGGAAUUUGUGGGGGUCAAUGUGCCCUCCUGCCCUCAGCCUCGUACGCCGGACCUCAUCCACGGAGCGGCGCAGGUCGCGGAGUCCUUGCUGCCUCAUAAACCGUUGGACAGGACUGUGCCUCCCUGUGUUUUCCAUGGCCCGGUGCGCUCCUCCGCGGCAGAGCAGGGCGACGAUGUGGCUGUUCUGAACGGCUACCAAGAGGAACACAAGGCCGCCAGUGCCAAGUUCCUCCCAGGCCACAGCCCGCGAGCGGCCAACGGUCUCCUGAGCCCCCCGCUGGAGGACGCUGUGCGCGCCAGCCAGAGCUCCCUGAGCGACAUCCUCCAGGAGAAAGAAAAGAAGACCAGCACCAGCACAGGGACCGGGACCAGCCUCGGCAUGGCGGCCACGGUGGCGGCGGCGGCGGGCACCGGCAUGGACCACUCUGCCCUCAUCCAGCUGCGUGCCAAGAACUUCAAACAGAAGAGCGACGCCCACUUUGUGGAGGUUAUCAGGGAGGACAGUCUGAUGAAGGACUACUUUUUCAAGCCGCCCAUCAACAAGAUCAGCCUGAACUUUCUGGAGAGACCUCUGGAGAAGGCGUAUCGCAGCAGCUACAAAGAAGAGGUGAAGAACCGGGUUCCGGUGCGAACGUUUGCCAGCCCCACUUUCAGCUCCUUCCUGGAUGUUCUCCUCAGCUGCUUCGUCUUUCUGGCCUUGACCGUGGCCUGCUUCCUUCCGUCUCUGGUCGACCCGGGUACGGCGGGCUCCCCGGCCCUCGCCGCCCUGAUCCUGGCUCCUCUGGCGGGUUUGUUGGAGCUGGCCUCGCUGGUGUUCUCCGUACGCAUGACCUUCUACCUGGAAGAGCUAACGGGCUGUACUCGCUCGCUGGCCCUGCUGGUCUCUGGUUGGGUGUCUCGUCAUCUGAUCGGCGCCGUGCUGGUCUCCCUUCCUGCCGUCUCUGUCUUGUCCCACGUCAGCGUCCACCUUCCUCUCCAGGUGAAAAUGUUCCUGUCCUGUGCCACCAUCUUGGCCAUAAUUCAGUACUGUAACUUCUGCCAGCUGAGUUUCUGGAUGAGAUCCGUGUUCGCCACGACUACCGGACUUUGCCUUCUGCUGAUGCUCUACAGUCCUGUUCACAGCUCAAGUAAUCACGCCGUGCCAGUUCAUGGGGGCAACAUCUCCAUGUCCGGUGAUGGUGUUUCAGCGUCCGACCUGGACUCUCAUCCAAGACUCGCCGAGGCUAUCCUAGCCUUUUUCUUGCUUCUACUUCUCGUUUGGUUCCUCAAUCGGGAAUCGGAAGUCAGCUAUCGCCUUCAUUACCAUGGCAAUGUGGAGGCUGACAAACACCGCUCCAAGAUCCAGAUGAUGAGAGACCAGGCUGAGUGGUUACUGGGCAACAUCAUCCCCAUCCAUGUCGCCGACCAGCUCAAGGAGACCCAGAGCUAUUCCAAGAACCACGACAGUGUGGGGGUGAUAUUCGCCAGCAUCGUUAACUUCAGUGAGUUCUACGAAGAGAGCUACGAGGGGGGAAAGGAGUGCUAUCGCGUCCUGAACGAGCUGAUCGGAGACUUCGACGAGCUCCUCCGGAAGCCCGAGUUCAGGAGUGUGGAAAAGAUCAAGACGAUCGGCUCCACCUACAUGGCCGCGUCGGGGCUCAACGUCCAGCAGAUGGCAGAGGACGAAGACGAGUCUCCCCAUGCCCACCUGAAGGCGCUGUUCAACUUCGCCCUGGAGAUGAUGGGCGUCCUGGACGAUUUCAACAAGAACAUGCUGGGCUUUGGCUUCAAGCUGCGCAUCGGGUUCAACCACGGGCCGCUGACGGCGGGCGUCAUCGGCACGACCAAGCUGCUCUAUGACAUCUGGGGGGACACGGUCAACAUAGCCAGCCGCAUGGACUCCACCGGCGUGGAGUGCCGGGUGCAGGUGAGCGAGGAAAGCCACGCCGCCCUCAGCGCCAUGGGUUUGGAGUUUGACUACAGGGGGACGGUCAACGUCAAGGGCAAAGGCCAGAUGAGGACCUUUCUCUACCCCAAAAGCGGGGAGAGCUUUUGUCAGGACCGAACAGAGCUGGCAGCUGCAGCUGGACCCUCGAUAUUAACUUCCAAUAAGACUUUAGCAGCCGCUGCGUCUGCUUCCUCCUCUCUUUCCAAUCAGUCCCCCCGACCCCAAAGCACUGUGAGCGCUCCAGGCGCGAAGCCCGAGCACGACCCCGCUAAGAGCACGCAGGAGAGGGAUGAAGGAUACAGGGACUCAGCACAUAUCCCCGAGGAGUCCCCCGACAGACACUUCAGCGCCCUUCCCCGCUCUGAGCCGGGCCCAGCUGCACAGGCGUCCUCUAAGACGGACCCUGCUCCUCUCGCGCUUCAGGAGGAGGAAGAGAAGGACGAGGCAAACGAGCUCACAAAACUCAACGAGGAGUUUUACGCUCGUCUCUGAUUCUAGAUCCCGCUCUUCUUCUGCUUCCACCCGGGCCGCUGCCUCUUCAGGACUGAACGCAAACGUGGACGAGGACAUUUCUUCCUUUUCUGCCUUUGGCGUGGAAGAAGCAGCGGAUUUGUUUCAACACACACCACAGCUUUGGCGGCUUGAAAAGUGGGGGGGGGGGGGGCUGCUGAAGAUUUUGUCUGAGAGCCAAACCUGUGUUGAGCACAGCUGUUUAUCAAAAUGACAAAAAAGGGUUAAAUGGGGGGACAAUUUUUAAGGUGUUGUUAAUGUCUUUUCUUAAUAUUUUUUAUUAAGUGCCUUCAGGACUAGAACAGUGAACGAUCAAAAAUAAAUAAAAUGCGAACAAGAUUUAACAUCCUAAACUAUAGAACGUGCUGUAGUUUCUUUCUUUGUGCUUUGAUUUUUAAAUGCAAGUAUUUUUUUUUUUUUUAUAAAUCAUUACCGUUGUGCCAUAUCACUCUCUAAGGGAAAAUCAUUUUAGUUUUUAUGUAAGUGCCAAUGCCGUAUUAUGGGCUUUGAGGGAAAUUGCAGGAAAAUUGAGGGAAUUACACGAAGCAGUGUUAAUAUUAUGCAUUCUGCUUUGACACCAAGGGCCUAAAUACAGUAUUCAUUUACGCCCAGAGAUUGACUUAUAAGGGGAUAUGCUGCAAAGCAGGCUGCUUCGAUUUUUUUGCUUGUUUAGCAACUUGAUGAAUAUUUUAAGCACAGCUCUUGCACAGUGUUCUUGUUUUAUUUUUUACCACUUGUAUUUAGCAUUUUUUUUACAGCUUGACUGCUUCUAAGAAAUGUUAGAAAAAGACCCUACAGUAAAAAGCACAAGAUGUUGACACAUAAGGGAAUACAGAUCCGAGUUAGACGUGUUUCUGAAGUAGUAAUGCCGUCAGUUAAGCGGGUAGGCGCUUCAAACUUCAGUGCCUUGCAAAAGUUUUCCUGCAACUUGAACUUUUUUUUUUUUUGCAUUUUGUCAUGUUCCAACCCCAAACUUUGAUGUAUGUUAUUGAGAUUUUAUGUGACUGACCAACAAAAUGUGACUGGAAAAUCAGUGGUAGGGAAUUUGAGGGGAAAUGACUUAUAGUUUGUUCAUUUCUUUCUACAAAGAAAUGUCUGAAAAUGAUUGUGUGCGUUUGUAGUCUGCUCCUCCAAGUUGAUCCCUUGUACAACUACAUUUUGCUAAAAUAACAGCCGCAAAGUCUUUUAGGGGCAAGUCUCUACUGACAAUAUACAUCUAGAGACUGAAAUAUUUUGUCUUUUCCUCUUUGCAAAAUGACUUAAGCUCACUUGGAAACAAUAGAGAGGCCAUCAUAAACUCUUGCCAAUGGGUUCUCAGUCAGAUUUGGUUCUGCACUUUAUCUAGGCCAUUCGGACAUUAACUGACUUUGGCUCAUGCAGUUCCCUUUGUAGCUCUGGGACGAUGUUUUGAAAAAUUGACCUUUUUCAGCCCUUCACAGGUUUUCUUCCAGGAUUGCAACAAGCUUUCCUGUGCAUGCUGAGGAAAGACAUUCCCUCUGCAUUGCUCUGCUGCCUAUACGUUUCCACCAGUGUUGUAGUACUCGAGUCCGAGUCAUUAGCUAAAUUUAGAGACUCGUGACUUGACUUGGACUU